Messenger RNA from Desarmillaria tabescens, 877 nucleotides. Its product is annotated as Peroxin 13, N-terminal region-domain-containing protein. Gene Ontology annotation, cellular component: peroxisomal importomer complex; peroxisomal membrane; peroxisome. Gene Ontology annotation, biological process: protein import into peroxisome matrix, docking. The transcript has a single exon. Gene Ontology annotation, molecular function: protein binding. NCBI's taxonomy places the organism in Eukaryota, Fungi, Basidiomycota, Agaricomycetes, Agaricales, Physalacriaceae. The record is from RefSeq and is a predicted model, not a curated record. The coding region runs from base 6 to 779 and encodes 257 amino acids.
AUGGGAUGGGAGGCGGGUUUGGCGGGAUGGGGUAUGGGAUGCCGUAUGGAGGCGGGUUUGGGGAUCCUAAUAUGCCGAGUCUGACGCAGCAGUUGGAGAGCACCACUCAGCAUACCUUUGGACUCCUCCAUUCGAUUGUCCAGACCUUUACCGGUGUCGCGCAGAUGCUUGAGAGCACGUUUAUGGCUACCCAUAGCAGUUUCUUCGCUAUGGUGGGGGUGGUGGACCAGUUUGGCCAGUUGAGGGAUGCGUUGGGAGGCGUGCUGGGGUUGUUUGGGCUGGUUAGGUGGUUGAGGGGGUUGCUCACUGGUCGGAGGAAUGAUGGUGGGUUCGGUGGGGAUUUCAAGCGGUUUGCUAGUGGGGCGCCUCCGCCGCCGCCGAGGCAGCCGAUCAACAAGAAACCGCUUAUUGUGUUCUUGCUUGCGGUGUUGGGGAUUCCGUAUGCGAUGACUAGGCUUAUCAAGCUUCUCAGCGAAAAGGCGCAGAGGGAGCAACAACAACAGCAGCAUGCGAUUCAGGGUCCAUUAGAUCCUGCUAGUCUUACGUUUGCGAGGGCCCUCUAUCCGUUCGAGGCAACGAAUCAGCAGGAGUUGGCAUUGAAGGAGAAUGAGAUCGUGGCGAUCGUAGGUAAAUUGGAUCCGUCGACUGGGGGCGAGGUUGAUCCGAGGGUGAGCGUUGAGACAGAGUGGUGGAAGGGUCGGACGAGGGAUGGGAGAGAGGGAUGGUUCCCUAGAAAAUGGGUCGAGAUUCUCGAACGAAAAGAGAAAAAAGUUGAUUAGAUUUCGUUUUUACUUUUUUUUUAUGUUGUCUGUAUUUUUUAUAAUUCACGAGCCUUGGGCGGUUGUAGCAGUAUGUUUGGCAAUGGCUACAAGUGUGG